AUGGCAGAGGCGCCUGCGUCAUCAUCUUCAACAGCUGCUGCUGGCACCCAGUCCAAUUCCGACACAGUCCAGGUCGUCCUCAAGAACACCAAGGCCCAGGGCACCCUCUACGCACACAUCACCGGCCGCGACAACAACGGACUCUUCAUCCUCGGGGCCGAUGGCCAGUCGCCGUACCGUCCAGGCUCGCCAUCCAAGGAACUCCAGCCCCUCGCCCAGGACACGGGCAUCGUGGUCGGCGGACCGGGCGAGUCGCGCACCGUCACCGUGCCGCGCAUCUUUGGCGCGCGCCUCUGGUUCAGCCGGGAGACGCCGCUCGAGUUCUUCCUCAACCCGGGCCCGGCGCUCGUGGAGCCCAGCGCGACCAACACGUCCGACGCCAACUACGGCAAGGACUGGGGCUUCUGCGAGUUCACGUACAACGAGUCCCAGAUCUACGUCAACGUGUCCUACGUGGACUUUGUCAGCCUGCCCAUCGCCCUGCAGCUGGAGAACCAGGUCGGCACCGUCAGGCGGGUGGAUGGCAUGCCCGCCGAUGGCCUGGCGCGCGUCGCAGACGGUCUCGAGGCGCAGGGUCGCCGGGACGGCCAGGGCUGGGAGAAGCUCGUCAUCCGCGAGGGGGGUCAUGUCCUCCGCGCGCUGAGCCCUAACUCGGCCGGCGUCCUCUUCCCAGACCUCUUCCGGGACUACUACAAGGGCCACGUCGACGCCGUCUGGGACAAGUACCGCGGCGAGAACCUGACGGUCAACACGCAGUUCACCUGGGGCGACGUCCGGGGCCGCGUCGGGGACGACGGCAAGCUGACAUUCUCCGACAACCCCGGGCUCGGGUUCGACAAGCCGACGGCGAGGGACAUUUUCUCCUGCAGCACGGGCCCGUUCGCGGCGGGCGAGGGCGUCACGGACGAGCGACUGAACAUUGGGGCGCGCCUGGCCGCGGCGCUGAACCGCUCGACGCUGCUCACGAACAGCAGGCAGCCCGAGGGCGAGGACGCGGCGACGUACUACAAGGACGCCGUCACGAACCACUACUCGCGGGUGUGCCACGAGACGACAAUCGAGAGUCGAGGGUACGCCUUCCCCUACGACGACGUGGGCUCGUCCCAGGGCGCCGACCAGAGCGGGUUCCUGAACGAUGGGGAUCCCAAGGUGCUGACGGUGGAGGUUGGCGGGAAGUAG
Messenger RNA from Emericellopsis atlantica, 1179 nucleotides. RefSeq names its product putative glucan endo-1,3-beta-glucosidase precursor. Bases 1 to 1179 code for a protein of 392 amino acids. NCBI's taxonomy places the organism in Eukaryota, Fungi, Ascomycota, Sordariomycetes, Hypocreales, Bionectriaceae. The transcript has a single exon. The record is from RefSeq and is a predicted model, not a curated record.